Messenger RNA from Acinonyx jubatus (cheetah), 4787 nucleotides. RefSeq names its product zinc finger protein 71 (gene ZNF71). The record is from RefSeq and is a predicted model, not a curated record. Bases 3108 to 4763 code for a protein of 551 amino acids. Gene Ontology annotation, molecular function: DNA-binding transcription factor activity; RNA polymerase II cis-regulatory region sequence-specific DNA binding. The transcript is spliced from 4 exons. Gene Ontology annotation, biological process: regulation of transcription by RNA polymerase II. Lineage: Eukaryota; Metazoa; Chordata; Mammalia; Carnivora; Felidae.
UGUGUGCAUGUGUGUCCACCUGUGUCUAGGCUUGACCGUUCCUAGGUGUGUGUGUGUGUGGGUAUGUCCGGGUGUGCUCCUCCCAAAAGCUUGUGUGAGAGACCGUGUGUGGCCGGACAGGGGGACCUAGCCUGGGGCCACCAGAUUCCCCAGCUCCUUGCACGCCCUCACUGCCUUGUCUGGCCCGUAGAAGGCUCUGGAGGGGCUGGGAGCCUGUGGACCGCAAAGUGUGUGGGUGACAGCAUGUGGGGCUAAGGAGGGUUGCUCUUUCUUCUCCUCCCUCCUCCCCAGGCCCGUCUUAAAGGGGAGUCUGAAACCCCUGCCCCAUUCUGACCAGGGCUUCAUUUGUUCAGGGAACGUGUUCUGGGCACUUUGCAGGGACUACCUCCAUUAUAGGCCUUCCAGAACUCUGAGGUGGGAGCCGUCAUCAUCAUCAUUUUACAGAUGGGGAAACUGAGCUCAGACUAAGUCAGUCAUCCAGCUCUACACCCGGUCAUCCGGGUCUCAGAGCCCCCGUGCUCCAUCAACAGACAAAUGGGAAAUUCUUUUUUCUUUUGGAUUCAUCUGAGACAAAGUUCCAUGAUUUUUCCCCAUGGGAUUGUCCCCUAGGAACAAUGGAAGGAAGGAAAUGCCAGAAAGCUGAGAGGAAGAGGAGGAAAGAGGGAGCCACCGGCUUUGCGGAAGCACGGACCCUGGGCCACACUGGGUUCAGCCGUCACCAGCCCCCUGGACAAGUCACCUUACAGGGCCACUGUGACUUUGUGGGCUCCUUUAAAAUUUUGCUUGAAAAAUCACAGUUUGUGAUUCCACUGCCGUAAGGACAAAUAUAAUCUGGGUUGGAUCAGAUUCACCUUUUUUGACAUCAGGGCCCCUUGGCUCACUGUGCCUCUUGGGUGAAUUGGGUCUGGUUACGUCCCUGUCCAGCCACCAGACGAGCUAGUGUGGUUGACCUCACAGUAUGGGGAUGGGAGCCAGAGACUGCCAGUGCAGAAAUAAUACCUUUUUAAAAAUCAAAUUGUGUUUCAAAACCGAUGACCUUGAUACUGCAUCCAGGGAAACAAAAGAAUACAAAGGAAAAAAUGCACAACUCCUUCUCAUUCCCACUUGGUCCCCCUCAAGGCGCCACCUGGUGUCUUUCAUUCCCUGUUCUUGCCCCAGGGCUCAGAAAUGACACACGGGAGCAUACCCACCCACAUGUGCUGCCUUUUUUUUUUUUUUUUUUUUAAUGUUUAUUUUUGAGAGAGAGAGAGACAGAGCAUGAGCAGAGGAGGGGCAGAGAGAGAGGGAGACACAGAAUCCAAAGCAGGCUCCAGGCUCCGAACUGUCAGCACAGAGCCUGACUUGGGGCUCGAACUCAUGGACCGCAAGAUCAUGACGUGAGCCAAAGUCAGAUGUUUAACGGACUGAGCCACCCAGGCGCCCCGAGAACAGCUUUUUGAAAAGACAGUUGUCAAUAAUGAUGUCUGCUGUAAGAAGAUGGUGGAAGGGCGGGGAGAGUGUUGCCACUUGAGCUCAGGGGUCUGGGGGUGGGGGACUUGUCCAAGCAGGUGACCGUGGGGAGGAGCUAGCCACGGGAUGGGCAUUUCUGAAGAGGGAGGCACAUGGGAAGGCCGACGUGCCUGGGGCCAAGUGUUCGAGGUCUGGGCCGCGUGGGAAGACUGUGGAUGAUCUCUGAUGCUGUGGGAAACCACUGGAGAGUUUUAAGCUGGAGGACAUGUUUCUUGAGGGCUUGCUGUAGGCCAGACUCUGUGCUAUGGAGUUUGCGGACGUGGGUCGUGGGUCAUAAGAGACCUGUGCCCACGCCUUUGUGAUCAACGGUGGGGAUUCCGAGCAUCCACACUGUUGACGUUCGUCUCGUGCAGUGAUUGAACAGCAUCCUUGGUCUCCACCCACCAAAUGCUCAUGGCGUGACGUGCCCCCAAAUUGUGGCACCUACAAAUGUCUCCAGGUGUUGCCCAAUGUCUCCUGGGGCCAAAAUCACCCCCGGGAGAGAACUGGUAUUCUAAAGGUUUCUGCCAGCCUGUCCUUAUGUGUGACCUGCAUAGUUAAAAUCACAAAUUUUUGCUUGUGAAAGUGGGGGGCCAUUUGGCCUCAAAAAGGCCCUUCUUUGUCUUUGUGGUUCUUACACCUUAAGAAUUUCGUUUGGAAAUUACACACUUUAGUAAUUCCGUUUGGAAAUUAUGGUUCUGGACCCCCAUCCCACAUGGUUUGAUGCAGAGUGUCUGGACGGGGGCCUAGGGAUGUGUGUUCUGAAUAAUAAUAAACAUCCCUAGUGAUUUCUGGCACUUGGAGAAAUGGCACGGUAGCUAACCGUCUGUGCCUGUUCCAGGUGAUCCUGAGGGAGGUCUAGGGAGGCAUAUUUUUGGCUUCUAGCAGAAGGAAAACGUGUUUCUAUUCAGAGGUAUUGGCAACAUAGGUAGUGAGCUCCCCAUCACUGGAGGCAUGCAAGUCCUGGCAGGUCACCAUGGAACCAAGAGUGAACCAACAUACCCUAAACUCCCAGGAAUUUGCCCUAACCUGUGCCACCUGUCCAAAGUAAAACUUUGUCUUUUAUUUAAAUUGGCUCACUGGUUUUUAAAUUUUAUUUAUUUAUUUUACUUAAAUCAGCUGCGUUUCAAAGGGCAUUCUGUGUGACUGCCGUAACCGGAAGCGGGGCAUUGCUGUAAAAAAGGAGACCCAUUGAAACAAAGCUGACGGCUUCCCACUGGACCCAUAACAGUAAUAACCGCUGAUAUGUCUGGAGCUCUUACAGUGAGCUGUAAGGCUCCGGUUCCUUCUGUGUGUGUGUCACUUGAACCUCACAGUUACUCCACGAAAUGUGGGGAAGCUCCCCCAGGGGUGGGGAGUGGGGCCCCAGACCAGCACUCGGACACUCGCACACUCUUGCUGGGUGAGUGGCUGUGGGUGGGUGUCCGGGUGUGCCUUCGAGAGGCAGCGAGCACGUGGGUGGACCUGGACGUACCCUGCCCAGCUCCAUUCCCUGUGGAAUCUUGGGCACGUGGCUUAGCUCUCGGGCCUCAGUUUUCUCAUCUGUGAAAUGGGGUGGAAAUAGGACUCACCUUGAGGAGCAUUAGGAUUGAAGGAGAGACGUGUGUCUGGGCCCUUGCAUGCAUCGGCCCGUUCCUGUCACCCUGGGCGCUGGAGGGAUGGCCACCCAGCUGCUGACUGACGAGGCCCUGGAAUCAGUGACAUUCAGGGACGUGGCCGUGGACUUCACGCAGGAGGAGUGGCAGCAGCUGGAGCCUGCCCAGAAGGACCUGUACAGAGAUGUGAUGCUGGAGAACUACAGGAACCUGGUUUCUCUGGACUUGGAGUCUAGACCUGAAAUGAAGGAAUCGGGUCCAAAGGAGGACAUUGCGGAACACAGGCCAUCCGUCGGGGCGGUGGCCGAGGGACCCACGAGAAAUGGUGCCUGCGGCCUGGCCUUUGAAGGCGCAUGGACCCUGGGUGACUGGGUGGAGAGGAGGCAGCAGGGGGGCGCCAGGACAUGCCUGGGGCGGUCGGAGGUUUCUCAGGAGCUUGCCCCCGAGUGUCGUCGGGAACCUCAGGUCCUCACCCCCCAAAGCUCCAGCCUGCGCCCGCCACCAUCGGCGGGUCCGGGGGAAGCAGGGUCCCAGCCGCGUGUGGUGCUCUGCGCAGACCUCAGCCAGCCCUCCAGACUGGACGCAGAGGAGAAGCCUUACGCGUGCGCCACGUGCGGCAAGGCCUUCAGCCGCAGCUCGUCCCUCGUGAAGCAUCGGAGGACCCACACCGGGGAGAGGCCCUUCGAGUGUGACGAGUGCGGGAAGCACUUCAUCGAGCGCUCGUCCCUCACCAUCCACCGCAGGGUCCACACCGGGGAGAAGCCGUACCGCUGCGGGGACUGCGGCAAGGCUUUCAGCCAGCGCAUGAACCUGACCGUGCAUCAGCGCACGCACACGGGCGAGAAGCCGUACGCGUGCGCCGCGUGCGGGAAGGCCUUUCGCAAGACCUCGUCCCUGGCGCAGCACGAGCGCGUGCACACGGGCGAGCGGCCGUACGCGUGCGGGGACUGCGGCAAGGCCUUCAGCCAGAACAUGCACCUGACCGUGCAUCGGCGCACGCACACGGGCGAGAAGCCGUACGCGUGCGCCGAGUGCGGGCGCGCCUUCAGCCAGAACAUGCACCUGACCGAGCACCGGCGCACGCACACGGGCGAGAAGCCGUUCCGCUGCGGGGACUGCGGCAAGGCCUUCAACAAGAGCUCGUCGCUGACGCUGCACCGGCGGAACCACACGGGCGAGAAGCCGUACGUGUGCGGCGAGUGCGGCAAGGCCUUCAGCCAGAGCUCCUACCUGAUCCAGCACCAGCGCUUCCACAUCGGGGUCAAGCCCUUCGAGUGCAACGCGUGUGGCAAGGCCUUCAGCAAGAACUCGUCGCUCACGCAGCACCGGCGGGUGCACACGGGCGAGAAGCCGUACGAGUGCUCCGUGUGCAGGAAGCACUUCACGGGCCGCUCGUCCCUGCUCGUGCACCAGACGGGCCACACCGGCGAGAAGCCGUACGCGUGCGGCGAGUGCGGCAAGGCCUUCAGCCAGAGCGCGUACCUCAUCGAGCACCAGCGCAUCCACACGGGCGAGAAGCCGUACCGCUGCGCCCAGUGCGGCAAGGCCUUCAUCAAGAACUCUUCGCUCACCGUCCACCAGCGCAUCCACACCGGCGAGAAGCCCUAUAGGUGCGGCGAGUGCGGGAAAACCUUCAGCCGGAACACCAACCUCACGCGCCACCUGAGGAUCCACACCUAGGGGGAGGCGUGGGGGACGCCUGGU